CGGCAUGUUUACAUUUCCCCUUGCCUGCGGUCUCUUUAUCAGGCAAUGGGUUUGUUCUGCGUUUAGUAUAAAGUAAGUGAGCACAGGUUUCGCACACACACAUACUGCACACAUGCAGCAUGCUCAGGAUGACACAGAUGAGUACAGUGUUGAGCAUUUUCGUCUUGUUUCUUCACACCACUUUUGGGGAAAGUGGUUGCACCUCAGCAGAUGGUGAUGGAACUUUUGGAGAUGACGAACCAGACAAUUUUGACAUUGACUGCUUCAGCCAGCUGGAAUUUAAGGAUUCCUAUAGCAGCCUGACCUGCAAUUUUACUGAUCUGCCUCCUCACAACACUAACUAUACCCUGUCCCUGUGUACCAAGGAAGACAGCAAUUAUGUGUGUUUCAAUAUGAAGAAACAGGAAGAUGGGUAUUUCUUACAGUUCACUGAUAUACUCUCAAAUAAAGACAUUUGCAUGAACUCUGAGACGAAGAGAAGGGUCUGCAGGAGUCUGAUUGUAACUGACAUUGUUAAGCCUGAAGUACCAUUUGAUAUAAACAUCACAUACCAAAAAGAGGCAAAUGAGUAUCUUAUUCAUUAUAGUACACCACACUCGUGGAAGAAAUACUUAAAGGACAAAUUAAUACACCAAACAGCCUAUCGGCAGGAAGAAGGUACUUGGAAGACAAUAGAGUCACCAUACCUUCAGGUAAAACUACUGGGGAAAAACCUCAAAAAUGAUGUAUCAUAUGAAGUGAAAGUACGUUCACAGCCCAAUGGAGAUUAUUUUAAGGGCACGUGGAGUGAAUGGAGCACUUCCAAGAGCUUCAGGACCGCAAAGGAGCCACAUUCUGCAGAGAGCUAUAGCAGCAUGGUCGUCAUUAUAGUCUCCAUCGUGGGAUUCAUGCUAUUCAUUGUCAUGAUUGUCCUGAUCGUAACUUUCUGGGAAAACAGGAUCAAGCCUGCUGUGUGGCCAAACCUUCCUGAUCAUAAAAAAACGCUGGAGCAACUAUGCAAGAAGCCAAAAAAUAAUUUUGAUAUAAGCUUUAACCCAGAGAGUUUUGGUUACGUUCAUAUCCAUAAAGUGGAUGGCAUUCGAGCAAAAGCUGAACUGGAAAAUUUUCUGCAACCAUCAACUACUCCAGAGACCACCCUUCCAGGAAAAUUUAGAAGCGGAUCAGACCUGAAGAUGAUCCCUGUGAUGACAGACAAAAGCAACCUAAAUCUGUCUGUGACUUACGGAGGAAUCUGGCCAGCUGAAGCUCUACACAGACUCCUGGGUACCCACCAGUCUGCAGCCACUGAAGGAAACUGUGGCUCCAGCACAUACGAGGUGUGCCACAGCAAUGGAGUGCCCCUGUGCGAUGAUGGCUUCAAUGUUUCCUCCACUCCGCCACCAGAUCCCUCUGGCCAGCCGGGAUCAGAGCCCCUAAAUGGUGACACCAUAUCCCAGAUGCUGCCUACCAGUGAAAUGAGGUCACCAAACAACGAGGAAGCCUAUGUCACAAUGUCCAGCUUCUACAAAAUUCAGUAAACCUUACAGGAAUGAAAGUGUACUGCUUUUUUCUCUAACACAAGCAGGACACUGAAGCUUUUGGGUUUUUUUUCCUGCAUCCCGUGAGUUCCCAUCUCUGCAACACACCCUGCUCACAGUGCAAUGCUAUACCUGCAAGAAAGUGGGUUCCUCCACAUUUCAAUGAUAAAACGCCUAACCUCAGCUCUCAAUAUGCCGGUAGCAAUCUCCACUGCAGCAGAAGUUAAAUUUAAUUCAACCUGACUUUAAUCUUCAGAUCUGAUUAAUCCAGCACAAUGACACUGCAGUCCUAUCUGGAGAUCACAGCAUGUCUCGUAGAAGUUAAUGAACUCUUCUGUCAAACUCUUGGGUGCAGAGUUAAGCUCUUAUUAAUGCCUAAGUAAGAAAUACAGAAACAAAUUGAAGUUAAAUAGAAUCCAAUCUCUUUUAAACAGUGAUAAGUCAAGAGUAACUCCUCUGCCAUCAGUGGAAGUCCGUGAGUUUGCAGAAUGCCAGUGGAUGAGAAUUGCUAUUAAGCAUUAGUUGCCUGGGGAUUCAGGAGCUUGGUCACCUCAAAAGGAGUUUGCUGACCCCGCAGGAAAAAAGGCACAUGGACUCACUUUAAAAAAAUGUUUUCUCAGACUGAUUUUUUUUGAGAGAGACAGAGAAAGAGAGAUUAAAACAAAGUGAAACUCUACAUGCCAUUACUUUUGCUGUUGGUAAAGAUCUGCCCUGGAGCCAAUUUUAGGAUCCAUAGGUAAUUCUGCUAGUGCUAUAUAUUAAAGAUCUUCAGUAUUUCAUGUACUAGCAACGCUUACCUAAGAAAACAAACCAAAAAUAAAUGAAAAGCGAAGUCCCAUCUCUUCCUAUAAACUGAAUUUGGGCUGUAAAAUGCAUGAUGCUGUCUUUCCCUGCAGCUGUCAUGCAACCAUUAGUGCAGCCUGUUAGUACUUUCCAGGACAGAAAGGCUGAGCGGACCAUGUUUUUUUAUUAGCAUUAUUCCCAAUGGCUGUGGCUGCUUGAGAAUUCUUUUAAUUUGGUCAGGCCAUGUUUUCAUGCAACAUCUGUUCUAGGAAAAUGGAUGGAACAUCAUGGAUCCUGCCAGUGAUUAGAAGACAUUUUAUUUU
Molecule: messenger RNA, 2623 nt
Organism: Phalacrocorax carbo (great cormorant)
Lineage: Eukaryota; Metazoa; Chordata; Aves; Suliformes; Phalacrocoracidae
Source: RefSeq, a predicted model, not a curated record